This is a messenger RNA of Symbiodinium sp. CCMP2592, 1128 nucleotides long. Lineage: Eukaryota; Dinophyceae; Suessiales; Symbiodiniaceae. The record is from the annotation of a GenBank genome assembly.
AUGGAGCCACCGCCUCCGCCCCCGCCCCCGCCGCCACCAGCGGACUGCGCCACCUCAGAGUUCCACUCGAAGCAGACUGCUCAUCCUGAUGAGGAAGCCACGUUUGCGGAGCACGGCUUUGCACCAGCCCCCGUGAUCGCACCACCGCGGCCACAGACGGCGAGCCGACUGAUGCUCAUUCCUCUGUGCCGAAAGGGAGACAGAUCGGGAAUCGAACAUGCCAUCCUCAAUGGAGGUGCAUCAGUGGAGGAGGUGGACAUCGAAGGCAAUACUCCGUUGCAUGUUGCCGUGGAGGCACCAAGAAAUGAAGUUGCGACGGUGUCGUGCCUGCUGGAGAACAUGGCCAACCCCAACACGGUAAACUACAUUGGGGCGGCGCCUUUGCACUAUGUGUGCCUGAGAAAAAGCAACUGGCGAGGGAUCGCCAACCUUCUCCUAGAAUACGGAGCAAACAUAGACUGCCAAACUUUGGCGGGCAAGUCUGCUCUCCACUUUGCAUGUGAGAAUCAGCUGCCCGAGCUGGUAGAGGUUCUCUGCUUGUUCGGUGCUGACCCACACUUGCUGGACGUUCAGGCGAACACGGCCAUGCACUUAGCUUUGGCCAAGGAGGGUGGCCGGGACACUGUGAAGCGGCAGAUUCUGGAGUGUCUUCUCAAUGUCUCUGCCAAUGUGGAGGUUCGCAACUUGAAGGGAAUGUCUCCCAUGCACCUGGCUUGUUCAACUGGUUGCAUACGGUGUGUUCAGUUGCUCAUGGAAAUGAAAGCAAACCCUGGCGCUUUAACAUCCCGAUGGGAAAGUGGGCUGCAUCUGGCAUGCACUUCUGGGCAUACAGAGGUGACACAGCUCUUCGUCCAGACUGUGCCACAAUUGAUAGACGCCCAGGACAUUGACGGCAACACUCCGCUUCAUGCAGCGAGCUACGCAGGAAAUCUGGACUGCGCCUUGAUUCUCCUCAGGAACGGAGCUGAGCCCGAGGUCAAGAAUCAUGGGUCGUUGUCUGCAUAUGACGUCUCUAAAGUCAAGGGACAGGACCUUGCGAGCACUCACAACCCUGAACUCGUUCAGGCUGCGGAGCACUUGGCUGGGGUCUUGUCAUGUCAGCAGGAGGUGCCAGCUAGGCAUCAAUAG